Molecule: messenger RNA, 3693 nt
Organism: Balaenoptera acutorostrata (minke whale)
Lineage: Eukaryota; Metazoa; Chordata; Mammalia; Artiodactyla; Balaenopteridae
Gene: PLEKHN1
Product: pleckstrin homology domain containing N1
Exons: 15
Coding region: 1281-3176 (631 amino acids)
Biological process (GO): response to hypoxia; 3'-UTR-mediated mRNA destabilization; positive regulation of apoptotic process
Cellular component (GO): cytoskeleton; mitochondrial membrane
Molecular function (GO): phosphatidic acid binding; phosphatidylinositol phosphate binding; phosphatidylserine binding
Source: RefSeq, a predicted model, not a curated record
UUAUUGAUUGGUGGCGAGCAGGCUGCAGCUGCCAGUUUCUCCGUUUACUCUUAAAGUGUCGUAUCUCUGGGACCAAGCUGCCCUCUUGGGUGUCCUCCCACCGUGCUGGGGGCACUGGGGAGCGACAGGGUGGGCACUGGCGUUGCCCGUGGGUAAGGGGCCAACUUGGACUCUGUAGACCUGGAGGGACCAAGGGGUGAUGCAGAGCAGUUACUGGGGCGGGGGGCUUUCUGAGCAGGUGCAGACCCCCAGCCUGAGCUUUGCACACCUCCUUGCCUCGCCCAGCCAGGCACACUCCUGGCAGGGGGGCACGAACUGGGCUUCCUUCCCGUGGCUGUGGUGUCAUUUCUGGAUCCUGCACUGAGCUGGGCACACGUGCACCGCAGACCGCAUACAGCAAUAUGAGCCACUUGAACAAUAAACAUGUUUCCUGGGCUCUGCGGGCCUGUGGCUGAGUGUCCAUCUCUGUCUUCCAGGGUCCUGUCUGGGGUGACCGGGAGGGCCUGGGGUGGCUAUGCGGCUGGGCCGAGAUGCUGUGUUGGCACCUGGGGGCUUUGAGGCAGCACCAUCACAUCCGGGGGCAGGGCUGUGGUGGUCAGUGUCUUACUCCAGGCUCUGCAUGGCGUUCCCCCUCACCAUGGCUGUCCCGGGCGCACCUGGGAGGGUCAUGGCCUCCCUCCUGGAUUCUGGUUAAGCCUUGGGGACCCUGACCUUGAUCUGGAGUGAGGAUUGGACUGAGGCAAGAGAGGAGGCUGCGGGAGGGCCCUGGCUUCCCCUUACCCAGUUGCAAAUUCCUGCUUCAACAGCUGAGAGUAAGCACACAUGCCCUUACAGUCACUGGUGACUCAGCAACAGGCAUUUAGGUGGAAACAGGAUGUGUGCUCACAUGGGGGGGAGGUCUGGAAGGGGAUCUCUGGGCUCACGGAGCUCCAGCUCUAGGCACCCCCAGUCUGACGCGAUCACAGACUGGCCUUUGGGCCCCCUCCUCUACAGACUGGGGGCUCUUCACUGGGCGGUGAGAGGAGGGGAGCCUUUCCUCCCCAUCCCCCACCCCCCCACGCUGGCUGGCGUGUGUGGAGGACCCUGGACAGGGAACUGAAAGGCUCAGCUCAGCCUCAGGUAGGGCCCAGGUCCCUCCCAGAAAGGCUCCGCCUCCCCAGCCCUUGGGUACAGGACAGGCUGCCCCAGAGCCCCGCCCCAGGAGGUGGGGCAGGAGGCUCGGGACAGAGGGACCCAGACCUGUCGACCUGCUCUACUCGGGCCAGCUGCCACCGCCGCCCAUGGGGAACAGCCACUGUGUCCCUCAGGCCCCUAGGAGGCUCCGAGCCUCCUUUUCCAGAAAGCCCUCGUUGAAGGGAAAUAGAGAGGACGGCGCCCGGAAGCUGGUUGGCCUGUUUGGCACCGAGGCCAGUCCGGAUGGGGACACCACUGCCGACAAGAUCUUCCGCUACAUCCCUGGGACGAACAUCCCGACCCUGGAGAGCCAGCAAGAAAACCUGGAGCAGCCUUUCCUGAGUGUGUUCAAGGCAGGGCAGCGGCGGGCGCCCGUGAGGAGCCUGGGCAAGGUUGUGCACUACACCAAGGUCCAGCUGCGUUUCCAGCACAGCCAGGACAUCAGCGACUGCUAUCUGGAGCUCUUCCCCUCCCACCUCUACUUCCAGGCCCAUGGUUCCGAAGGACUCAUUUUCCAGGGGCUAUUACCACUGAUGGAGCUGAGCGUCUGCCCGCUCGAGGGAUCCAGAGAGCAUGCCUUCCAGAUCACAGGCCCGCUGCCCGCCCCCCUUCUCGUGCUCUGCCCCAGCCAGGCCGAGCUGGACCGCUGGCUCUACCACCUGGAGAAGCAGAUAGCCCUCGUGGGAGGGGUGCCGCGCUGCCACCCAGCACCCCCUCAGGUCAGUGCUGGGAACCCCACGCCCCUUUCCACCCCCACUCUCCUCCUCCUGCCCCUGACCCCCUUCUACCAGGGCCCGCCUGAGAACGAGCUCCCCUGGACUCUGCAGCACAGGCUGACCCCGCUGCGGACGGCGUCAGGGCUCCAGGUGGUGGGCACCGCCGUCUGUGCCUCAAGGGUCAAGCUGCAGCAUCUGCCCUCACAGGAGCAGUGGGACCGGCUCCUGGUCCUGUACCCGACCUCCCUGGCCGUUUUCUCCGAGGAAGCAGAUGGGCUUUGCUUUAAGGGGGAGCUCCCGCUCAGCGCCAUCCGCAUCAACCUGGAGGAGAGGGACAAACAGAUCCGCUCUUUCCUGAUCGAAGGCCGUCUCAUCAACACCAUCCGUGUGGUGUGUGCCAGCUACGAGGACUAUGGCCACUGGCUGCUCUGCCUGCAGACGGUCUGCCGCGGGGACAGGGCCUCCCCACCGCCCGGCCCCGAGAGCUUCCCGGGGCUGCAGGCGCCCCCACAGGUUGUGGGCAGUGGCCGAGGCUCACUCUCCUCUGACGGACGGACCAGCUGGGACUCGGGGUACCCAGCAGCCGCCUCCAGUCGCUCCACGCCUGAGUCCGCCGCAGGCUGCCCUGCCCGGCCCGCACCGGAGCAAGCCAGCCCUGGCUGCACCAGCGUCGGUGGGCACAAGGCAAAGCUGAGACGGGCCGGCAGCAACCGAUCACCCAGGAGCAAGGCCCAGGGCGAGGGGCCCGGCCCAGCCAUCCCACUGCACCUGGACCUGACCAAGCUGAGGCUGGAGGAUGGCCCUGAGGCCCCAGACCAUUCUCUGGAGACACCGCACUCCCCGCUCUACGCUGACCCCUACACACCACCUGCCACUUCCCACCGCAGGGUCACAGACAUCCAGGACCUGGACAAGUUCCUCAGGGCGAUGCAGAGCUCGCUUGGACCUGAGCCCUCGAACCCAUUCCCCUUGGUCCCCGUGUCCGUGCCUGUCUCUGACCCCAGCUCUGGACUCUCCGGCCCCCACUUGCUCUCCGAGAAGGGAGUCCUGCAGGCCCGAGCCUCUCAGCGGCAUCGCAGCUCCAUCAAGGGCCGGGGGUCCCGGCCCCCAGGCUCCCCUCAGCUUGUCUCUCCUGCGAGGGAAGUUGCGCCCGAACCCCCGCCACCUCCCCCAGACGGCCGCCCCCCAAGGAGCUACGACAGUGUCUGGGACAAAGCUCUGUCACCUUCCCACCAGCGGUGGCCUCGAGCACCUGAGGCUGAAGGCGGGCUCGUCCAGUGGAUCUGAUGGCCACCAGGAGGCUGCUUCUCGGGACCACCUGCCGGCAUCGACCCUGCAGGAGGGGCUGAAGCAGGGCCUGGGGCUUUUUAGUGGGGCCACAGGCACCCAGUAUCGAGUCAGGGUCUGACCCCAGCAGGUGGAGGGGGCCUCCAGAACCCUGAGUUACCCUGGGCUCUUGAGGGGUCAGGAGGGCCUCAUCCUCAGGACACCUUGGCCAAGGUGACUGGACGCCCAGAGGGGCCAAACCUCGGCCUGCCUCUCAGGGAAGGAAUGAGGGAGGGGACUUGGGGAAGGGGCUUCACCUGGGAGAGGGAGGAUGGCACAGGUGUAAAGGUCAGAGGGCUGAGAAAGUCAGGUUAGCGAGAGUCAGAGUAUGUGAGGCCAGAGGGCACAAGGGUCUGAGACAUCACAAGCAGAGGCAGGAAGGUGGCCUGGGCGCAUGUGAGUGGGAUGGUCGGGAGAAACCGGCAAGAGACUAAACAAGAAAGAGAGAGAUUUUAUUGGUGCUGUGUGUCCACGCAUU